This is a messenger RNA of Hipposideros armiger (great roundleaf bat), 2350 nucleotides long. RefSeq names its product large 60S subunit nuclear export GTPase 1 (gene LSG1). The transcript is spliced from 14 exons. Lineage: Eukaryota; Metazoa; Chordata; Mammalia; Chiroptera; Hipposideridae. Gene Ontology annotation, molecular function: GTPase activity; GTP binding. Gene Ontology annotation, biological process: ribosomal subunit export from nucleus. The coding region runs from base 46 to 2001 and encodes 651 amino acids. The record is from RefSeq and is a predicted model, not a curated record. Gene Ontology annotation, cellular component: cytosol.
ACGCGCUCGUUCGGCAGAGGAGGUUCGUGUGGCGACUGUUUUGCCAUGGGCAGGAGGAGAGCUCCAGGUGCUGGGUCCCUCGGCCGGGCCCUUAUCCGCCAUCAGACUCAGCGGAGCCGUAAUCACCGUCACACCGACUCCUGGUUGCACACAAGUGAACUCAAUGAUGGCUAUGAUUGGGGUCGUCUUAAUCUUCAGUCGGUGACUGAACAAAGCUCCCUUGAUGACUUCCUUGCAACUGCAGAACUUGCAGGAACAGAAUUCGCAGCUGAGAAGCUUAAUAUUAAAUUUGUGCUUCCUGAGGCUAAAACUGGACUGCUCUCUUUUGAGGAGAGCCAGAGAAUUAAGAAGCUGCAUGAAGAAAACAAACAGUUCCUCUGUAUACCGAGGAGACCAAAGUGGGACAAAAAAACUAGCCCUGAAGAACUCAAACAGGCAGAGAAAGAUAACUUUCUAGAAUGGAGACGUCAACUUGUCCGGCUAGAAGAGGAACAAAAGCUGAUAAUGACUCCAUUUGAAAGAAAUUUGGACUUUUGGCGCCAGCUUUGGAGAGUGAUUGAGAGAAGCGAUAUCGUGGUGCAGAUAGUAGAUGCUCGAAACCCGCUCCUGUUUAGAUGUGAGGAUUUGGAAUGUUAUGUAAAAGAAAUAGAUGACGAAAAGGAAAACGUUAUUCUGAUAAAUAAGGCAGACUUGUUGACUGCUGAGCAGCGGAGUGCCUGGGCCACAUACUUCGAAAAAGAAAAUGUGAAGGUUAUUUUCUGGUCAGCUUUGGCUGAAGCCAUUCCAUUGAUUGGUGACUCCAAGGAACAAGCAAACAGAGAUGCUGAAGAAGCUGACACAACUGACUUCGAAAGCUCCAGUGGCCAUGAGGCUGAAAUUCCACACGGUGACACUGAACACCUAGCCAGGGAUCCCCUCUCACUCAGUGAAGUCGUCACUAGUGAUGAAGAUGACAGUGAGUAUGAGGACUGUCAGGAGGAGGAGGAGGAAGAUUGGCAGACAUGUUCAGAAGAGGACAGCAACCCUGCCUGGAAGGAAAGCUGUGCUGUGGAUUCUGAGGCCGAUGGCAGGAAAACCCCGCAGAAAAGGCAGACACGGAAUUUUAGUCACCUGGUUUCGAAGCAGGAAUUACUAGAGAUCUUUAAGCAGCUGCACACUGGGAAGAAGGUGAAAGAUCAGCACCUUACUGUUGGACUGGUAGGCUACCCAAAUGUUGGUAAGAGUUCAACUAUCAACACCAUCAUGGGCAACAAGAAAGUAUCUGUGUCUGCCACACCUGGUCACACCAAGCAUUUUCAGACUCUCUUUGUGGAACCUGGCCUCUGCUUAUGUGACUGCCCAGGCCUGGUGAUGCCAUCCUUUGUCUCUACCAAGGCCGAGAUGACUUGCAAUGGAAUCCUCCCAAUUGACCAGAUGAGAGAUUAUGUCCCACCUAUGUCACUAAUUUGCCAGAAUAUUCCGAGACAUGUUUUCGAAGCUACCUAUGGCAUUGAUAUCAUAAAGCCUAGAGAGGACGAAGAUCCCAGUCGACCUCCAACAUCAGAAGAACUGUUGACAGCUUAUGGAUGUAUGAGAGGAUUCAUGACGGCGCAUGGGCAGCCAGACCAACCUCGAUCUGCGCGCUACAUCCUGAAGGACUAUGUCAGUGGGAAACUCCUGUACUGUCAUCCUCCUCCUGGAAGAGAUCCCGUGACCUUUCAAUAUCAACACCAGCGACUGCUAGAGAACAAAUGGAAUGGUGGCGGAAUAAAACUUCAGUCAGGUGGAAAUAAAAAAGCAAAACAGAUUGAAAAUAUAGUUGACAAAACUUUUUUUCAUCAAGAAAAUGUGAGAGCUUUGACCAGAGGAGUCCAGGCUGUGAUGGGCUACAAGCCUGGGAGUGGGCUGGUGGCUGCAGCUGCUGUUAGCUCUGAGAGCGGGGCUGGGAAGCCCUGGAAAAAACAUGGCAACAGAAAUAAAAAAGAGAAAAGCCGUAGACUCUACAAGCACCUGGACACGUGAACCUGGGCUGCAACAGAAAUGGCCCCUGCGUUGUACGCCUGGGAAAGAACAGAAGCUGCUCCUUGCCUGUGGACCCGGGCAGUCAGUGUCUAAGACUGAGGGGCUCCUCGGAGCACCAGCUCGCACUCAUGUCAUCUUGGAGCCCCAGAAACCUGUAGAAGGCUGCGUUUAAGAUGAGGGAACAAAUGAUGCACAUUUGUUUGUGUAGACAUACACAAAUGCAUGCUAAUUUAUAAGUUGGGAAUUUUUUUGAAAAGAUUAAAUUGCCGCUAACAUGUUUUAUUGGUUUAUGUGGAUACACUGCCAUUUGGACAGUCCACGUUCAUUAAACAGUUUUAAUUUGCUAAAA